CGGUGUGACUUUAACCAUCUUUCUUUGAUGAGGUUGCGUGACUUUUUGUUUUGUUUGGCUAAAUCGAAACUCAAACCUAAACUAAAACCAUGACCAUUACAUUUCAAUUUCAAGUUAUUUUAAUCCAUUUGAUCCUAAAACAUCAACAUUAUUAAACAUCAACAUAUAUGUCAAAUUUCAUGUCUUUUGGGACAAUUGAAUUCAGCAAUGUCUGCAACUGCAUGUUUUAUGUGCUGCACUAUCUCUCCUGGCAGUGUGCCAGCCCUGGACACAAUUUGUCUGCCUUCUGGCAAGUCUGUAGCUGAGCAGCUAUGCAGAGGCUUAGGUGGAUAUCUGCUGCCAUUAAUGCCUCAUCAUGUGGCUUGUAUUUCGUGUCAACAAACUGUAAGCCACCUUGACCAGUUGUGGGCAGAAGCUGAAAGACUUCAAAACAUUUUAUCAGAUAAAUUUAUCAAAGCUUUGCAUCACAACCAGGAGAAGAUCAACAGUUUGAUGACACCAGAAACUGAAGGUGUACCAGCUUUCAGCUCCUUGCCUGGUGGCCAUCUACCAUCACCAGUUGAUGUGGAUGAUCCCAGUUAUGUGGCCACCAAACUUCAGCAUGAAGACAUCUAUUGUCCACCAGAUGACUCACCACAGGCCUCUGAGCCUGAUAGUCCCACCUAUGUUAUUAUGGAUGAUCCUGGUAGUUUGGAUGAAGAACAUUGCCACUCUCAGUUUGAUUCUGUUGGCAUGCAUACAGCUGUUCAGACUCAGAACAGCUCAGAAUUUGUGGAUUCAGAUGAUAAAGAAAUACACCAGUCUGGUGAACUUACCUUUAUCCCAAACACACAGGUCACAAACCUCACUUGUACAGAUAACACGGAAGUUCCUGAAACUGAAGAAUCCCACGAGUCUACUCCUCCUUCCCAAGCAUCCAGUCGCGCCGCGAGAACGGGUCCGAAGACAUGCCCCCACUGCGGUAAGACGUACCGCCGGUGGAGGGACUUGGACACGCACCUCAGCACGCACACUGGCAGCCUGCCGCAUCAGUGCGCCGAGUGCGGUCGGCAGUUCGCCUCGCGGCGCCGCCUGACCGACCACCAGCGCGGACACGCCGGCGGCUGGACCUGCCAGAUCUGCGACAAGGUGUUCCGGCACCCGUCCAGUCUGCAGCACCACCGGCGGCAACACGAGUGGCAGGCGCCGGCCGCCGUGUGCCCCAUCUGCUCGCUCUCCCUCUCCAGCGCCGCCCACCUGCGCGACCACCUGCGCACUCACUCGGACGAGCGGCCGUUCCAGUGUCGCUCGUGUCCGCGCGCCUUCCGACAGGCGUCCACUCUACGUGUGCACUCCCGAAUACACUCUGGCGAACGGCCGUUCCAGUGCGACGCGUGUGGAAAGGGAUUCCGCGCCCGCGCGGCGUUCAUGACGCAUCUGCAGCAGCACGGCGCGGUGGAGCCGCGUUUCUCGUGCGAUACGUGCGGGAAGACGUUCUUCUACAAGAGUAAGAUGGAGCGUCACCGCCUCACGCACGGAGGUCCGCAGGCGGCCUGCUGCGAGCAGUGCGGAGCGACGUUCAGCUCGGUGGCGGCGCUGAACCGCCACCAGGUGACACACAGUUCUCAGAGGCCGCACGGCUGCCCCGACUGCGGACGCAAGUUCAAGGAGGCCGGCGUGCUGAGGAAGCACCAGCGGCAGAUGCACGCGGCAGACGCGGCGCACGAGUGCUCUGUGUGCGGCAAGCGGUGCGCGGGGCCGUUCAAGCUAAGCGAACACAUGCGAACACACACUGGGGAGCGACCGUUCGGGUGUCCGCUGUGCCCCAAGUCGUUCACUCAGGCGGUGCAUCUCAGCAAACACCAGAGGACGCACCAGCGGACGGAGGCGCCGCUGGAAUUCGGGACCGUGUGAUCGGCGGCCGUCACCGUCACUAUUGGAAGGCUGUGACUCGCGACUUGUGAUCUGCCCUCUUUUCGGGAUAUUUUUGUGAGAUACCUACGUGACAUGAUUAUGUUGUUUAGACCUCAUUUCAAACACGUCAUUGAUCACAGAAAGAAGGAUGUCUCAUAAAAGGUAUAUUUUCGUAAAUUUACGAAUUUUUCUGCCAGAAGAACGUUACAUUGCGACAAAUCAGUCGACAACGCACAGAGCUGUUGUCCUCAUAGCAAGAGCUAUACAAGAUCACACAUUAUUGCACAUUGUACCCAACAGAUCUAUCGCCAUUUGCGUCAGAGUUUCAACGACUUGGCAAAGAGUGGAAAAGCGUCACUCAAAUUACGUCAAUUGUUCUAUGUAUAUGAAGAAACAAACACAAUAGCAAGCCACCACCUUUUUUUAGAUCGCUUAUGAAUGCAUUAAAUUUCUAUAGCCGGAACUAGUAAUAAAGUCCCAUGCUAUCCA
This is a messenger RNA of Amphibalanus amphitrite, 2382 nucleotides long. Its product is annotated as zinc finger protein 2-like. NCBI's taxonomy places the organism in Eukaryota, Metazoa, Arthropoda, Thecostraca, Balanomorpha, Balanidae. The coding region runs from base 208 to 1893 and encodes 561 amino acids. The transcript has 4 exons. Gene Ontology annotation, molecular function: RNA polymerase II cis-regulatory region sequence-specific DNA binding; DNA-binding transcription activator activity, RNA polymerase II-specific. Gene Ontology annotation, cellular component: nucleus. The record is from RefSeq and is a predicted model, not a curated record. Gene Ontology annotation, biological process: regulation of transcription by RNA polymerase II.